UUGCGUAGAAAACUUCUUGUAAGAAUUAAAGUGUACCAACAAGAAAAUAUGUACUCUUAAAAAUGCUUAAGAUUUAUAUUUUUGGAAUUUUAUAAUUUUUAAUAAAUAUUGGCGACAUAACAAAAUCUAUAUUGGAUUUUAAGCUAAAAAUGGUUUUUGGAUCAAAACCGUUGAUUCGAGUGUUUUAGGGUUUGCAUUGUCGUCGACGUACUUUUGUUUUUCUUUUUUUCGCUGUUGCUUCUUCUUCUUCCUUUCUUGAAUCCCACAGUCAAAACCCUGUCCUCGCAGGUUCCUUCUGCCUUUCCGUGCAAGAUCUGAGGAGAUCUUUUCCAUGGACGAACACAAGGAGGAAGGUGGAUUUGUUGGUAAUUGCCAAGAGUCUGUGAAGGAAGCUGGUGAGAAACUUGGUGUAUCUGUUAAAACUGAAACCCUAGGUUCUAAAGUUGAUGUUCAUGUGGAGGACUGUAACUGGGAUGCUAGUAUGGUAGAGGGUUCGGACCAUGUUGUGAAACCGCUGAACGAGACAGAGGGUACUGAGCCUUUUGAUGAUGUUGAAAUAUGCGAGGAAACAGUUGCCUCAGGUGAGGUUGAAAUUACAGAUGAUACAGUGACACCAGAGGUUGAGAGGAAAAAUGGUGAAAUUGAAAGCACACAAACGGAGAAGACAGUAAUCUCAGUCGGUAGUGAUGUGACUGAUGAGAAAGCAAAGUGCGAUGUUGAAGCUGAAUCGGGUGGUGAAGGUGAAGUUGGGGAAACCAAAGUUGUUGAUACAGAAAAAAGUUCAGAUACUGCAGUGAUUAAGGGCAGUGAAGAGAAGAAAUCGGUAAAAAAGAGCGAGGAGGAUGAUGAAAAAAUGGAUUGUGAUAGUGAAAAUAUGAUUAGCGAGGUGAAAGACGAGAAAGUUGGUCCUUUACGUGGUGUACAGAUAAAUCCCGAGACUUCAGAACCUGUUCCAGCUCUGGAGGAGCCUGACCGAGUUACAAAAGGGGAAAUUUCUGAGGUUGUCGAUGGGGAGGAACUGAAAGCCGAAGAGGGUAAUGCUCAUGACUCCACAAAGCAUACUUCUGUCGCAGAAACAAGUCCUGAAGAACAAAUUACGAACAUUGACCACAGAAAAGAAAUGGGAGAAGCCAUGGAAAUUGAUGAACUUGGUGGCGUUGCGGGGAAUGUUGACAAGGAAUCUUCUGAUGCAAAUACGAUAAAAACUCCAGAUGUUUCAAUAGGUUCCAAUGUUGAGAAGAAGAAAGAGACUCGGAAUAAAUACGUCGAGGAGCAAGGGGAUAAUGAUGGUACGGUGGAGGAUGUUACGGAUAGAAUCGUCUCUAAAGAUUCAACAGACCCGGACAAUCCUAUCGAAGGUGCUUCUACAGGUGAAGUUGAACAAAUGGAUCAUAAUGUUCUUUUUGAUCCAAAUUCUGAUAUUGCCAACUAUAUUGAUUUCAGUGGUGUAUCAUCUUGGUCAGGCAAUAGUCAAGAAAUAAGAACUGACAGUGGGAAUGUAUCUGGGGAAGAUAAUACAGACGUUGCUGACACAGCAAAGGGAGUUACCACUGUGAAUGGUCAAGAUGGUCUUAAACCCGAUAUCGAGGUAAAAGGGUCAUUUGGAAAUCUUCAAGAACCAGUGUUAAACGGGUCCAAAGGCAAGGACACAGCAACCAAUCUUGAAUCUCGUGAUCCAAGCACAGUUGACGGAAUGGAAUUCGACAGAGGGGGUGUGGAUUCUGUAAAUAAUCAAGCACAUGAUCGUCCAGCUUCUGCUUCAGAUCAUCCGAAAGAGAAUUCUGAUGCAAAUUUGGGUUCUUCUGUUGGUGAAGAACACCGAGAAGGGGAAAGUACAGAAGAACAAAAAGAUAUGAUCACAGAGCAAGAGGGUGAUGCACACAAAGCUCCUAACGUUGAUCCAAACCAGAUGCUAGAUACUGAAAUGGCAGAGAAACCCGAGGGUUCUGAACAUGACGAAGAAUCGUCACGAGAAUUCAGGAAGGCCAUUUCAGCGGCAAGGGUGUCUGUUAGCCCGUAUCACCCCCAGACGCCAUCCUUUGAAAUCGGCUCAUGCAUAGCCAGAGCCGCUAGCCAGAUGGCAGGCCCUGCUUCAGUUUCGAAGGAUAGUACUUUCAAUGAUGAUCUUUCUGCCGAAAAUUUUCUAUCACAGCUUCAAUCCGCAGCCACAGAUCCUGUGAAAGAAAAUGUUGUUUCCGAGAUUGCUGCUGGAUUUUUCUUAGUCUACAGAGACUCGAUGGUUUCGCAACAUCCACCUCCUGGUAAAGUGAGCGGCAAAAGAGUUAGAUCGUCGGAUUCUAAUAUAGGAGGAACAGAAGCAUUUGAGUUUGAAGAAACGGAUGACAUGUCCUGGACUGACAGGGUGAUCCAUAAACGUGGUGUAGAGCAAACACCACCAGAUGAAAAAGGAGAUUACGAGAUUGUGCCGGUUGAGUUGAAACCUGCUCAGAUUAAAAGGAGUCGUCGGCCGUACACUAAAAGGAAACAUGCCGAGAGUACCAAUAGUAACAAUACCAAUAAUACUAGUUCUCUUUUGGCCUCGGAUAAACCAGCGGGCUUUCACGAGAAUGCACCGGCUGAGCUGAUAAUGAACUUCUCGGAAAUGGAUAUUAUGCCUUCAGAGAUAAGCCUGAACAAAAUGUUUAGGCACUUUGGACCGAUACGGGAGUUUCAGACAGAAGUAGACAGGGACACCGGCCGGGCGAGAGUAGUUUUCAAGAAGUGUGCUGACGCUGAAGUUGCUUACAAUAGCGUGGGAAGGUUCAAUAUCUUCGGGGCGAAGGUUGUGAAUUACGAGCUCAGCCAUACAAUUGCAGAACCUUUUAAAAUUCAGCCUUAUGUCGUGACUUUAGGCCAGGAGAAUUCUUCAGCCAUGAUUCAGUCUAGUAGUGUGAACCGAGACAGAAGAAUGCUGGCUUAAAAGUUUUCUUUUUUAGCUCGGUAUCCAUAAUACCCAAUCAGAUGGGUUCUGGAAAGCGGUAUUUUGAACAAAGAUUCGGUUGAAAGCUAACGCUAUGGACGAUAAAAGUGUCACGGACAUGCGAUGAGGCCAUGCCCGGAUAAGUUCUACUUGGUUGUUCCGCAUCAAGUGAAUAAAUUUGACGAAAACAUGCGUGCUUCAUCUUGGAGCUGGUCAUGUUACUGUUUCAUUGUUUGUUUGAUCAUG
Tarenaya hassleriana is the source of this 3166-nucleotide messenger RNA. RefSeq lists its product as uncharacterized. The coding region runs from base 332 to 2920 and encodes 862 amino acids. Gene Ontology annotation, molecular function: nucleic acid binding. The transcript has 3 exons. The record is from RefSeq and is a predicted model, not a curated record. Lineage: Eukaryota; Viridiplantae; Streptophyta; Magnoliopsida; Brassicales; Cleomaceae.